GGUUAGCACGUGCCCGGAUAUCCUUAUAACACGUGGCUUUGUAAUUGUUUAUGUGUGUGCACGGAAAGUUCAAUUUUCCGGGAUAUUUACCAUCGAAAAUUGAACCAAUUGAUAGAAAAAGAGGAUUUCAAUGAAAUUGCCACUUGAUGUUUGGGCAGUGAUGAAAUUAGUGGGCUGAAAAUAAAUUGUUUCGUGAAUUGGUUAAUUAAACCGCGUGUUCUGGGUGCUCCAAUAAUUGGAAGCGGUAAAGCAGUGCUCCGCAAUGGUGAAAUUUCGGCCAGUGCUUUUCGAUUGGUAAACAAAUUGAACAAAAUUCUCAAUUCAGUUUAUUAAAAACUUGAUUAAUUUGUUGAUCAUUUUCGUAACUGGAUAAUGACGAAUUCAACGACUCUUGGACUACUUCGAGGCUACUAUUGAAUAUUGCUUGGAAACCCGUAGCUUAUUCGGAGGAGGUGUAAUCGAGUGCUGGACCCAUCGAUGAGGUAGUUAGAGAUAGAAAAAAAUUCUGGAGUGUUUGAGGAUAAAUUAGCUGUGUUGAAUCGAGUAGCGAAGCAUGGUUUCCUGAUAUUCGAAUAAAGGGCGAGAAUAUUAAUCGAUAAAGGUAGAAAAAAAUCAAUCGUGUCUACGUGAUUCAGCAAUGUGGGAACAAUGUGCGGAGCGAGUGAAUUAAAUUAAAUUGGAGAUAAUUGGAAUUCCGAUGAAUACGAACGUCAGAACUUGAAUAUUGAUUGAUCGCGACGAUUCCGUGGUGUGUACUUUGACAUGUACGUCUAAUACGUAUUUCAGUGUGUGUGGAUAAAAAAAGGAGAAGAAAUCUCCGAUGAAAUUCGAUGAGUCAAAUUUGCGACAAGUGAUUGAGUGCGAAGGCCUCAGAGGAAUAAUCGAGUGAUUUUUUAUUAACCUGUACAAGUGUCACACGAAUCCAUACACAUCGCGGAUCAAAAAUUCAUUAUUCCCUUGGGGAAAAAGUGGGCCAAGUUCUGAAACAGUGGAUGAGAUUAUUAGGGGCCAAAGGGUAUUGGUGCAAACUAAAGAUGAAUGUUACCCGCGGGUCAGCCUGAUAACGACCACGCACAGAUACCCCUACUUUUCCAACAUGAGUGCAAUCUUCGUAAUACUCUUCCUGCUCUUCACCCCCCGUACGUCACGAGCCGAUAAUUUGGAGAUUUUGUCAGGCACCCUGAAGACUUACCAGAGAGCUGCAUGCGACGAGGAGACUUUGUCUCUCAAGUGUCCUCCCGGUACGACGAUUUCCGUCGCGGUUGCACGUUACGGAAAAGCCAGCGAGGCAGCGCCCGGAAGAUGCAGUACCGCAAAACCACCUCAAGCCUCCCAGAUCAACGAGACUUGUCUGCUAUCGAAAACUCUUCAGUAUUCGCUGUUACAGAUAGUAGUAUCCAUCUGUCAGCAUCAGAGAAACUGCAAAUUCAACACUAGUCCAGAAACCUUUCAGGCUGAUCCCUGUCCAGGAUUGCCAAAGUACAUAGAGGUCGCCUACAAAUGCCGUCCCUAUGAAUUUCGAAGCAAGGUUACUUGCGAAAACGAAGUGGCGAAUUUGUUCUGCAAUCCUGGAAAGAGGGUCGCGAUCUUCAGCGCCUUUUACGGAAGGACUAAAUACGAAUCGGUCCAGUGCACUCAGCCGGAUGGGGUCGAGGACGAGACAUGCGUGGCAUCUUACGCAACAGAGACGGUCAGGAGGAUGUGCCACGGAAAGAGGAAAUGCGCGGUGUACGCAAACAGCUCAACGUUCGGUGAACCCUGCAAACCGGACAGCAGGACAUAUCUGAAAAUAGUCUACACGUGCGUGCCACGUACCGUGUUAAGAGAACAGUACGCCGGCGAGAUUGAAGCAGACGAGAUAGACCUAGUUCCAGAGUUCGACGAGGGUUUCGACAGGACAGACUUCAGGACGGAGUUUAGCCCGAGCCCAAACUUAGAGGGACCGCAACCUCAGCCGAGGGACAACGCAACUGGAAACUCACCUACCGUGAGUUCCUCUCCACCUCGAGCAAUGACCAAUAACGAAAGGAAAGCACAAAAACGCUUGCGUUUAUCCAACAACGGUACGAAGGGAAUGAGGAUGAAUGGUGGAGCGAGAUUGAGCGAUGGUAAAAGCGACGAAGCAGGGCUGAUACAAGCGGAGCCCAACUGUACGACAGUCGUCUACGCUGUUCCCGAGGAGGAGCGAGUCGUUGUCGGCUAUCUGAAUGAAUGGAUCAAUGCGUAUUCGUUCAUAUCAAAAAACCAGGAGAAAUUCUAUCUCUACAUCAUAGUUUCGGUGGCCGUCGGAGUACUGCUGUUCCUCGGGCUCGUUAUUGGUCGCCUCCUCGUCAGUCGACAUCGUGCCAAACGACAGGCCAAGUUUCAUGCGAACAACGAGGCAUUGCCGAACGGAUUCACCGACGAAAUAUCCGAAAUUGACGCUGACAUUGAUCUCACUACUCCAGUCCCGGUUCCCAUGCAGGACACAUCCAGUAUCCCGGAAACUCAAUUAGCGGAACGACUCCACGCCGAUCGCUAUUACACCGAUCCCCGAAUGCCACUCUCGAUGGGAGCGAUGCAUCAGAUGUCGCCGCACAAAGGCGUGCGAGUUGACCUCGGAAAUCACAUGGUCGGAACGAACAGUCUGCACACGAUACUUCGCCCAGAAAAUUCGAGGACUCUCGUCAACAAGAGCUACUACUAUGGCUGACAGGAGGAAGGAGGGGUCGUGCCCCGCCAGGGGGCUCGACCCCCUGGCACACUGAGUCCGGUCCCGGAGAUAACAACCCGAAAGUAUUGCUUCUAAACACUUAUUCUCGUUAUCGAUGUGUCGUUUGACGAAUGCUCGUGAGCUGGAGGAGCUCAGGAUUCGGAAGUCUUCGGGGACGAAGGGCCCAAGGGUUGUAUACGGAUUUCCGUACAGUUGAGAAAUUGGUGAAAAGUGAAACUGUAAAUACACACGUCGAAGGUGCGAAAAAGUGGGGAAAUUACCUGGAGCGAGUUACGUUUGUUGACAGGCAAAUCAUUUUUUUCGGACUUGGAAUAAUUCAAAUAAUAAAAAUCAUCUCAAAACGGUUGUAGGUCGGUAGAAAGCAUCAUCGUUUCUGACUCAAUGUUGCAUUUACCAUUAUUUCAUACUUUUCGAGUUGUAACCUGCGAGUUGUUUCGAACCGUGCGAAUGAGACGAGACGAGCCCUCUUUUAUCGUGCCACGAAGACUCGCGAGAACGGUACAAGGAAAAGCGAGUGCGCCGGGAUGCGUCUGACGGUAAAUUGGAGCAUCGGAGCUGAGAGCGAGUUGCGUAACUCCUGGAAAAACGUCUCUAGAGAAUUUCCGAUGUUCUGCCGCGUUCGUGCAUGCGGUUGCCAAUAAAAUUCACGGACGCGCUGCAAACCUUCCUGAUAAUGAGAAUACGAGACGAUCACGUAAUCUCCGUAAUGGCGGAUCCGUGUCGCUGUCUUGAAAGUGAAGGAAACAGAAGAACGCGCUGCACCAUGGAUUGGACUGACGGUGAAGAUCCUUGUGAUCGGCCCUCGGCACUUCGAACACCUCCGUCACUGAAAAAUCCAUUGAAGAUGAAUUCAUGAUAAUCGAAGCGUUCCUGGCUCUUGGACAGACUAUUAAUCCAACCGGACGGAAAUAUUUCACGAGGGCAGUGACUUAAUAUUGUGCUCAUCCUCGGAGCUUGGAUUUUCAGGGUAGUGGUAUUAUGCCGUCGAGUUCGACGCCCAAUUCCACAAAAUCGUAUAUAUAUUCGAACCAGCGACGACGUAUUUUAGUUGAAAAGCGCAAUUCUACUGUCAAAGAGGAAAAAAAGGUGAUUCUUCGUUCUUCAAAGCGUUUUCACACGACUAUUUGUGCGGAGUAGUAAAAAAUUUAUUAUUUUUAGUCGAGUACCUCAAAAGACGGUCCUUAAACUGAUUGAACAAUCAAAUAUUGUGAAAAGGAACAAAUUAAUUGCCAAAUAAUUAAAUGCGACCAAUUUUUUCCUCGCCCACGUAAUAUUCUUUCGCUCUCUGUUGAACGCCUUUAAUUAAUUUAUUCUUCCGAUAAGUGCCAGUGACUCUGGUUCCCUGAGCCUCCCCACCGCCCGCGCCUCCCGCAAUUCGCCGCGCUCUCGCCUUUUCCUCGUGGCGAACAAUUAUUAUUAUAUUUUUCUCUUCAGAAGAAACAAGAGGAGGAAAAAGAAAAGAUAAGUCACUGCUGAAAAAGUAGACUGAACAUGUAAAUAUCGAAGCGAUUUAACGAAAGAGGAAAGUAGAAAGAUAAAAAGAAAUUAAACAAAGAACGGGGAGAAAAAAUAAAAUAAAAAUAAUAAAAACGCGAGUUUCCGAAGCUCUGUAUGUAUGUACGUAUAUUUAUGAAUAUAACACACAGAGUAAAAGAGAAUAUUUAUGAGUGCGUGAUGAUGUACCUGCGUUAAUUAAUGAUGUUGAUAAUUAUUUACUAGGACACGAGUCUCUCGGGCGCCGGGAACUUUCAACAUUAUUUCGGUGUCUGAGACGGACUGAGUGGUGAGAAAAAAAUUCAAAGGGGAAAUAAAACGUAAAAUUUAAGAGAUCAAAACAACAGACUCGCAAAAAUAAACAAUUAACGAUCCAGACGGAGAGAGAGAGAGACAGAGACAGAGAGAAAUGUUUUUUUUUUUUUCACGAAUUGACUUCCGUCAACCUUGUCGCCGAGAUUUAUCCUUUGCUCUGACUAAUCAAGACUGCCGCACCAUUCGCUACCGUCAGUUUGCAAUAUUGCCAACAAAGAUAUUCUUCAUACUUCGAAUGACGUUCAUUUUUCAUCUCACCUAGUUGCCAAUCUUAUUGUUACUUUUUUACAGCGUUUUUUUUUCUGCGCAUCGCUCCAUGCUAAUUUUCGAAAAACCAUUUCUUCCCAGAGCCAGCAGGCUGACAAAGUGAUGACGCGGACUUGCAUAUGAUUACGGUCUUCCGUAGCCCUUUGUUCUCCUCUCGUCACGUUGAUUUUUCUUAGUUUUUUAUCGAACGUCCCUUACGGCGGAGCUAUCGAGGCGAGAGUUCAAGCUCAUCGAUACGCACGAGCUCUAUUCGAUGCUGCAAGAACGAACGAGCGAAACCGAUUGACGAUGUACCAAAGAUUAUAUACGUGUAUAUAUAUUUUAAUUACACAUAUGAAUAUAUACGCGUAUAAAUACACAAAUACGUAUUGUAGAAAGCAUUGGGUAUAGUAAAGAUUUUUUAAAAUAAUUCAAACGCAAUAUGGUUGACGUUAUUUCACAUGCUAAUUUAAUGAAAUUACUAUUUCCAUGUUAGGCCAUUUUCGAAAUCCACUCACAAACCGCAAAGCGAAAAAUCGAUCGACCAGAGAAUACCAAUGAAUUGUUUUUCGGUCACAGCUAGAUGGAAAUUAAGAUUUUUCGAAUACUCCAAGGAGAUAUUAUAUUUUUUACGAGUGAAAAUAAAUGCGGUUCAAUUUUGAUAAUAGCAUCGACAAUUCUAUAUUCUUGUUAAGGAAUUUUCUUCGGAGUGCCUGUGAAUCGUCCGAGGGUGAAACAACACGAAUUUCGCGCGAGUUGAAGAACCAAUUUUUUCAAAUCGUCUCUUUCAACUGUUCAUCCACGAGCGAAUGGGUUUGAGACAUGGUCAGGCUUUCGUCAUAAAUAUUGAUAAUUCGUCUCAAAUCAAUUGAAAGGCGGUUUUCAUGUUCAUGCUUCUGGAUCCCCCCUCGUUACUUCUAUUUACGAUUCAUUCAUGUGAUUUAGCUCAAAGGUAUCGUGUUUCACCCUCGGAUAUUCAACGAAAAAUAUGCGAGGAUUUGUAUGAGCAGUAAAUUGUGUAAUGACACUGCUAUUAUUAUGAAUUACUAUUAAAUUUCCUACUAUUAUUAUUAUUAUUAUCGUCCAUAUUACUAUUAUCAUUACGAUCAUAAUCAUUUUAUUUAUCAUUGUUUCACGACUACCAUUGUUAUUGAGAUCAUUUCAAUAGUAUAAAGUGUCUACAAUACAUAAAUAAAUAAAGGAGUGUGGAGAAGGGCGAAAAUGGAAGUUAAAAUGAAAAUAUCAUGUGCACACAUAACUGUCAUUAUGAUCAUGACGUAAUGAGACCAUCACCGAAUGGCGACUUACGCUGAACAUCAAUUCGAAAUAAAUAAAUGAAAAAAGCGUGAUCUUAUUGAUAAUACAUAAUAUAAACACUGCGUAUAAACUGAAGACUCUUGUAAAUAUGUAUGAAUCGAUUUAAGGUGAUGUAAUGAUAAUCAUAAUUGUAAUUAACAAAUUGAAUAACACUCGUUUUCACGAGAUUUUCUCGUUUGCGAGCUAAACAAUUCACCCUCAUCUCCAUUGUUCUCAUUAGCACAGAAAGACGUGACACAUUUGAACGAGAUAUUCCAUGGGGGUUAGCAACGUGAGCGUUUUUAUUGUUUCACAGGAAACAUUGUAUUUCGCAUAAACUUGAAAUGUUGAAAGCGAUCGGAUCUCACUCUCACCUCGUUCAACAUUCUCCCCGUUGUCCUCACCCGGAAAAUCCUUGUUUAUAUUCGCAUAGGACCAUUCACCUGACGAUGCGCAAGCGCGACGCACAACUCAUAAUUGUACUUAACGAAAAUUAAUUAGUCAAAUUCACCGAUUAUUUGUAAGUCACUGUUGUUACAUUAUCGAGAGAGAAAAAAAAUCAAUACACUGUGAAUUGAGAAAAGAAAAGUGAGGAAAAAGGAAAUAAAUAUGGACACUUUUCGUAAGAA
This is a messenger RNA of Venturia canescens, 6693 nucleotides long. Its product is annotated as protein eva-1 homolog C. The transcript has 9 exons. The coding region runs from base 1097 to 2692 and encodes 531 amino acids. Lineage: Eukaryota; Metazoa; Arthropoda; Insecta; Hymenoptera; Ichneumonidae. The record is from RefSeq and is a predicted model, not a curated record. Gene Ontology annotation, molecular function: carbohydrate binding.